AUGAUAAAUACACAAGCUUAUGAUAAUCCACUAACAACACCUAGUGAGAGUUUUAAUGUAUUUAACACUGAAAAGACCGUGAUGGAAGAUAAUGGUACAUCAAGGGGUGCUAUACCUAAGGUUCGCUUUUAUCGUGUCACUGGAACAACGUUAACUUUUCCAACAUUAAAUGCUUUAAUUAUUAUUCUUUUCAUUGGAUGUGUUUUACUCUCAAUAGUGUUUUUAUACAGUCUAAGUCGACUUAUGGAUGGAUUUCUACUAUGGCAUACUAUUGCCUAUUUUCAUAUUAUUACAAUGAUAAAUAUGAAUGCAGCCUUGCUUUACAUUAAUUCAAAAGCAACCAUCAGCGCAUCAAAUAGUUUGUCUACCUGUUUUGAAAAGGAAAUGAAAAAAUAUUGCAAAGCUCGUCAAAUUUCUCAAUAUCGAAUUUUAUGGCUUAAUCUAAGCGACAUUUUACAAACACUGGGGAAUACAUACGCAAGGACAUAUUCAACAUACUGUUUGUUCAUGUCAAUUAACAUUACGAUUGGAUUAUAUGGCGCUCUAUCAGAAAUUUUUGAUUCUGGCUUUUCUUACAAAGUACUAGGUCUAAUAGUUCUUACCAUUUACUGCGCAUCCUUGCUUUUUAUUGUAUGUAAUUGUGCACACAAUGCUACCUCAGCUAUAGCACAAGGAGUUCAAGAUACAUUGCUUUCUGCCAACCUUAUUCAGAUGGACAUUCAAGCACAAAACGAAAUAGACCUUUUUAUAUCAGCAAUUGAAUUAAAUCCACCUGUAGUAAGCAUGCAAGGCUAUGGUCUUAUAAACCGUAAGCUAUUAACAUCGACAAUUUCAACCAUUACUAUAUAUCUCAUCGUUUUACUUCAAUUUAAACUAAGUAUUAUUACAGAAAAAACCUUGAGGGCAAAAUUUACAACACCACUAAAAUGA
Molecule: messenger RNA, 930 nt
Organism: Calliphora vicina (urban bluebottle blowfly)
Lineage: Eukaryota; Metazoa; Arthropoda; Insecta; Diptera; Calliphoridae
Product: gustatory and odorant receptor 21a-like
Exons: 6
Coding region: 1-930 (309 amino acids)
Biological process (GO): chemosensory behavior; sensory perception of taste; male courtship behavior
Cellular component (GO): axon; dendrite; neuronal cell body
Source: RefSeq, a predicted model, not a curated record